This is a messenger RNA of Aspergillus calidoustus, 1941 nucleotides long. The record is from the annotation of a GenBank genome assembly. Lineage: Eukaryota; Fungi; Ascomycota; Eurotiomycetes; Eurotiales; Aspergillaceae.
AUGACUGACGACCAAAGACCUCUCAAGCGCGUUCGGCAAGCCUGUGAACCAUGCCGGCGGAAAAAGUCGCGGUGUCCCGGAGAGAAGCCUGUAUGCUCCUUUUGUGAACGUCUGGGCCAGCAAUGUGUCUACGCUCAGCCGGAGGCCGAAAUGCCGGCUGCUGAUAUUGCUAAACGGCUAUCAAGCGUCGAAGACAAGCUAGAGGAGCUCACUCGGAGCCUGAGACCCCAUUCGACACCGGAAGUCACGCGUCCACCACUCGUGCAGCCCAACCUGCAGCAGAAUGACCUGUCGACAGUUGCUCACCUCUUUCUUACCUGCUGCAACUACCAGCCUCUGCCGCUGUUUUAUCCCGAUGGCUUCGUAGAGUCCCUCGAGGGUCGCGAUCCGGAGUUGAUUUUGGCAAUCCAUGCCAUCAGCCUUCGCUUCGGGCGCAGUCCGGCUGGCAGUGACCUUCGCCCUUAUAUCGGGGAUUGCGCUCGUAGAGCGCGCACUCUUGUAAUGGAGCGCGUGGGCCGCGGGUCUGUGGAGCUUUCAACACUUCAAACCCUUUGUCUUCUGGCCAUGUUUGAUUUCACCGCUGGUGAUGCCGUACAGGCCGGGCUGCAUCUCAAUAUGGCAGCAUACCUAGCCCAGAGCGUCAAUAUGAACGGGGAAACUCUAGGAGCGUUACAUGCCGAUCUGGACGAGAAGCGGAGAUGCCUUUGGAGUAUCUAUCUUCUUCAAAGCCUUCAGGGGGACGGCCUGCAGAGUGCUCGACUCAUCUCUGGCGUGCGAACACUCUUCAAUACUGGCUCGGGAUUCUCACGGACCUAUGACCUGACUUCAAUGCCGGACAGCAUUCCGAAUUGCUUGAGGGAGGAGCUUGAUCUUGUUUCUUAUGCAGUACAGGUUGGCGAAGUCUGGUCUAUGGCAAUGGCAUACGCUGCUAGCCGAGUUGAGCCAGACGCACCGGCGCCGUGGUCUCCACGGUCUGACUAUUCCAUUGUUACAUACCGGCAUAUGGAGUUUGACAGCCGGGUGCCACUCAAAUACCGAUAUGAUGCCAACAAAUUCCACGAGCACCGUCUUCACGAGCUCAAUCAGCGGCGAGAGUUCUGGGGCCCGUGGCUGUUCACUCAGUUCCUCUACUUGGCCAUUCCGUGCCUCUUGAACCAUCCGUUUCUGCUCUCGAGACGGCUUCGCGGUUUCCGACACACCAUGCCGCAGUCGUUCAUCCGCCAGUCGUUCGAGACCAUUACCAACAACGCCGCAUGGAUCCUCCACCUGAUUGACCUGAUCGAACACAAGGGCUUCGAGAUCUGUGACCCAACGCUUGCGCACUGUGUCCUCAUCAUCGCCACAAUCCAUCUCCAACAUAGUUUUGUCGAAGACGCUAGUUUUCGGGAGAAAGCGCGGAGAGGCUUCACCAAGUGUGUUCGGUUUCUCCAUCCAUUGGCACAGCGAUGGCCACACGUCCAGAAUAUGAUCGACCGACUAACCCGACUCCGAGAGAACGUCUCCGCUGGUGACCCCCAAGCCUCCCACUCUCGGCAAGCUUGGACAACCAACGCCCAGCUCCUAUGGGAGCUCCUGGUGUACGACCGUGCAGGUCGGUCUCCUCUGCCGAGCUCAAUCCUGGGCGCGACGCUUUCCGACUCCUCAGGACGACCGACCGCGCGCAUGACACCUGACCCGAAUUUCCCUCUAGUGGGCUCCGCAGGUAUUACAGGCCACAAGACGGUUGCGAAAGAAAUAUACACACAUCCACCAGAGACCGUGACAACACCGCCCCCAGUAGAAGCAGAAGCGCAGGCAGCGGCUGUGUCUUCGAUAGAUCUGGAUCCCUUUGGGAUGAUUUCGGACCCAACACUGGAAGGAAUCACGGACCACAUGUUUCUGGAGCCAGAGAGUUACGGCCGAGCGAUUGAAGAUUGGUGGGAAAGCGACGCUCUACUAUAG